This is a messenger RNA of Austrofundulus limnaeus, 681 nucleotides long. Its product is annotated as cell wall integrity and stress response component 4. NCBI's taxonomy places the organism in Eukaryota, Metazoa, Chordata, Actinopteri, Cyprinodontiformes, Rivulidae. The record is from RefSeq and is a predicted model, not a curated record.
AUGCUCCGCCCCCUGCUCCUCCUGUUUGCUGUGCUAGCAGUGCCAGGUGAUGCUGGAACGUAUUUUAGCACGUCCACAGAAUUCGACAUCAGCUCCUGUCCCAUCACAUAUUUUGGAAUAAAAUAUACCCACCUCUAUGUGAACCUGACAGCAGAUCAUAUUGUGAUGUGUUUUGAUGGGUUUGCCACCAGUAAAGACUGUGUAAUUGGACCUAAACCAGAACGAGAUACAUUUGAGGACAUUGUUCAAAGCUCAAUGGUGCUCAGUACUCUGAUUCGUGCUUCUGUACCGACCGUUAAGACCACCCUGAAGUGCUACGUGACCUUUGCUCUGGGUAACAAUUUUGCUGUUUAUCUGGUGAACUACGGACCACAAGCAGUUGUGGGUUUAAAUUCCAUUACUGCAGGAACGACAACGACUGAUGCUCUGGUGACUGGGCUGAACGUACGUACACUGAGAGUUACAAACAACAUGAAUAAUGGAGAAUAUUACAGCUUCAAAGACGUCAGCGGCUGCAGAUACARAGAUGUUGCAUAUAACACUACUACAACUACGGUUCUCCCAAACUCYUGUGAGACUGUCGUCUGUAACGCCACUGCAUUCCUCACUGUGACCCAAACCUGUGGACCCACUCAGACUUGUGUCGGCAACAACGUGUGUCUCACCACCACCACUGCUCCA